Molecule: messenger RNA, 1483 nt
Organism: Trifolium pratense (red clover)
Lineage: Eukaryota; Viridiplantae; Streptophyta; Magnoliopsida; Fabales; Fabaceae
Product: galactose mutarotase
Exons: 5
Coding region: 179-1198 (339 amino acids)
Biological process (GO): beta-D-galactose catabolic process via UDP-galactose, Leloir pathway; glucose metabolic process
Molecular function (GO): carbohydrate binding; aldose 1-epimerase activity
Source: RefSeq, a predicted model, not a curated record
AUCAGUUGUUAAGAACGACAACCUCGUAACGCCAACACAUGUAACAUUCUUAAUAAAUCCGAUAGAGAGAGAGAGUGUGUUAUCAUCAUCACUACUGACUCAGCAAACAAAAACUGCGAUUCAAUUCAAAUUGAAUCACAAUCCUUAUCACAAUUUUCACAAACCCUCUCUCUCUUCAAUGGCGGAUCAGAACCAAAAAGCAGAGAUCUUUGAACUCAACAAUGGAACCGUACAGUUCCUUGUUACCAAUCUCGGUUGCACAAUCACAUCCUUCUCUGUACCUGGCAAAGAUGGUGUAUUGUCCGAUGUUGUUCUUGGCCUUGAUUCUGUUGAAUCCUAUCAGAAGGGUCUUGCUCCUUAUUUUGGCUGCAUUGUGGGUCGCGUCGCAAACCGGAUUAAGGAUGGCAAGUUUAAACUUGAUGGGGUUGAGUACUCUUUGCCUCUCAACAGACCCCCAAACAGUCUCCAUGGUGGAAAUGUUGGGUUUGAUAAGAAGGUAUGGGAGGUGACUGAAUAUAAAAAGGGAGAAACUCCAUCUAUCACUUUUAAGUAUGAAAGCCAUGAUGGGGAAGAAGGUUAUCCUGGUGACAUUACUGUUACCGCAACUUACACGCUCACGUCAAAGACGACUCUAAGGCUCGACAUGGAAGGAGUGCCAAAGAACAAGCCAACCAUCAUUAACUUAGCUCAGCAUACCUAUUGGAACUUAGCUGGCCAUAACUCAGGCCAUAUACUUGACCAUUCAGUUAAGAUAGCGGCUAAUCAUGUCACUCCUGUGGAUCAGAAUACUGUGCCAACCGGUGAAAUCGUGCCAGUGAAGGGUACGCCUUUUGAUUUCACAUCUGAGAAGAGAGUAGGUGACACCAUCAAUCUGGUUGGAUUAGGAUAUGACCACAAUUAUGUGCUUGAUUGUGGCGAAGAGAAAGCUGGUUUGAGGCAUGCUGCAAAAGUUAGGGAUCCAUCAAGUUCAAGGGUACUUAACUUGUGGACAAAUGCACCCGGUAUGCAAUUUUACACCGCAAAUUAUGUCGACAACGUAGCUGGAAAAGGAGGCGCUGUAUAUGGAAAGCAUGCCGGAUUAUGUCUUGAGACACAAGGAUUCCCGAAUGCUAUAAACCAAUCGAAUUUUCCGUCUGUUGUGGUUCGACCUGGUGAAAAGUAUCAACAUUCUAUGUUGUUUGAGUUUUCAAUUGAAUGAAUAUUGUUGGAGAGAUAGAAUAAGUACUGAAAUAAAUAAGGUAGACUUGUUCUGGUUAUAAUUAUUGUUUAGAACCUGAACUUUGGUUGCUCCUGAAACUGUUACUUGUGUUUAAAUAAUUGUCUUAAUUGUUUGAGAGACUCAGUUUUAAGAGCACAUCAUGAGCUGUUUUAUUUUAUAAUAACUCCUGAUGUAUUCUGCAAAAUAAAUGUUCUAUGGAUUCUUUGAAUUGUUCUGUGUUGGAGACUCUACCAAGUAAACUCAACAGAUUUCUUUUUUAUGAUA